CAUUUCGGCACCCACCAUCACGCAUGUGCAUGAAGCGAGGUUUGAGCAGCGCUUCAGUAUCUUGAGUCACCUGCUCGCUCAUCCAAUCAACUUUCGGCUCACUCAGUACGACUUUCCUAAACAUGCCCGGCGUCGAAUGGAUAAAGUGCCACUCGUUUCUCAACUUUCAUGGAGCAGAGGAUCCGGAUCUUCUCAACUCAUUCUUUCGAAUUCAACUUCUACUCUCAGGCUGUGCCUGCUUUUUCUGACCUGAAAUUUGUGCUGUGCACACUGCAACUUUACCCAAAAAAAAAAAAAAAGUAAAUCAAUACUCUACUUGAUUCUUCACGAUACCAACAACAUGCGGUCCGCACUCAUCAUCGCUAUAUUCGCUCUCACCGUCCUGACUGCGCCAAUUUCUAAUCUCAAACUCAAUGACGCUCCUGACAUUGCUGUGGAGACACGCCUAGUCCAAGCCCGCUCUGUCGAGAAAGUACCAUUCCUACUCCGCUCUGAAGAGGAUGAGCAAGCUGAGGACGAGGAGACCGAUGCUCGGUCAGAUCGUGGUAAGGAAUCACGAUCUGUCCGAGACAAGUCUACACGUUCCGCCGGGGAGAAAGAAGGCGAAGAAGAUAACAUCGAGACACGCUCAUUUCGUGGCAAGUCAACUCGCUCUGUACGUGGAAAGGCGACGCGCUCCACCGAAGAGGAUAUAGAUGACGAAGAAGAGAAAGAGGACAUCAGGGAAGUUGAAGCACGAUCAGUUCGUGGCAAGGCGUCUCGCUCAGUCCGCGGCAAGGCUACUCGCGAUGCCGAAGCCGAACCUUCCGUCCGUGGCAAGGCUUCUCGCUCAGUCCGCGGCAAGGAGACACGUAACGCUGAACACAGUACCAGGACCAGAUCUGAACGGUCCACCUGGGCAAGCGGCCUCAUCGAGGCCUUGAGGACUCGCGGUUUCAGCAGUGCCACCCUCAUCAAUGAACGACAACCCAACUGAAGGCCAUAAUCAAGCUAUCUUGAGAUCCACCUACUCUACAUCACAAUGACUUAGUUCACUAUUCAUCGAUCUCCAGGGGCGAAAAGUGGAUAGGACAAUUCUCACGUAUCUCUUAAUGCGUUUGUCAUGCUCAAAGAAUAGACAAUUCCCAGAUUGGCGAGUGUGCCACAUAGGCAGAGUAAGCGUGUACCUAGUUCGACUUCGAGUUAAUACAAGUCAUCUCGCUGCGCAUAUUAUGCUCCACAAUAUUAUGUAAUGUAGCUGAAG
Paraphaeosphaeria sporulosa is the source of this 1243-nucleotide messenger RNA. RefSeq lists its product as uncharacterized. Bases 341 to 976 code for a protein of 211 amino acids. Lineage: Eukaryota; Fungi; Ascomycota; Dothideomycetes; Pleosporales; Didymosphaeriaceae. The record is from RefSeq and is a predicted model, not a curated record. The transcript has a single exon.